UUCUUGUCUUCUCAAUUGAGAUGACAACUGAAUAUGAUGACGAGAAUUGUGGACAAUUAGUUAUAGCAACGGAUGAUGAACUUGUUGAUUGUCCUCCUGCGAGUCCCAAUGGAGAAUCAGAAUUUUCUUCAACAACUGAACCUUCACAAAAAUUAGAUGGGGAAAAAUCGAACGUGAAAGUUUCAGCACAUGUUGAUUCCUCCACUAGUCAGUCUCAGUCAGCAAUUCCCGAUUCUACUCAAAUCAGUUCAAUUGAGACUAAAAUGGAUGGCUCUAAUUUAGAAAUAGGAGAAAUUGACGGCAAAAAACAGGAACCUUCAAAAAACGUUUCUACUCGAAAUAAAAAACGUGAAAAGGUUUCUACUAAAAAUUUUGAUCAAAAACCUUUAAAUGCCGACAAACAUCAAAAUAAGACGAAUGAAGAAAAUACUUCCAAAAUUGAUGUAAAGCAUAAACCGCAUGGUGUCCACAAUUUUCUUAGCGGAACUUUGAAUAAAAAGACAAUGAUCGAUAAAUCGACAUGUGUUUUUACUAGGGCAAAUGGGACAUCUAAUGGUUUGGAAGAGCAUUUACUUUCGAUGCGACCUGGAACAAACGUAACAAUUGAUAUAACAAUAAUUUGCAAAUCUGGUGGAAAUACUUUGUAUAUUUGUGCAAAAUGGCGUGGACAGGAAUAUCAUGGGGUUUUAACUGACGGAGAGCCUUUAUUUUCUCAUCAUCAUUCUCAAAAAAGAAAUGCUAAUUCAAAUAGUAACAAAUCUCAUUUUGAUAAUGAUGGAAGUGGGCCUUCUCAUAGUAUGGCAGCAGAAGGAGAUCGUGCCAGUAGUAUUGGAGGAGUAAAACGAGGUGGUAAGCGUGGUGGUACUCAUUUAUCAAAGCCAUCGAUUGCCACAAGUGGUCCAGAAGAUAAACGAUUGAAGAAUAUUGCUGAUGAUACAGCUGGGCAACCAAAUCAUGCAAAUAAACAACUCGUUUCUUCAAAAAGUUGUUCAGAACCAACAACUCCCGGUCCAGUCUCUAGCGAGCAAAGCAGUUCUUCAUCCAAUGCAUUCUUUCCUCAUGCAGUCCCACACUCUCCUAUUGCCUCUACUUCUUCAAAUCCUUCAUCUUUUCACAAACAAAUUGCCAAACGUCGUCUUUCUUCAGCUUCCUCUUCUUCUCAAAAUACACAUCAUGGUCUAUACGAAGCCUCGAGAAGAUCAUUUCCUCAUCGAUGUCCACAUAAACAGUGUGGUUUUAGAUUUGGAGCUAUCCCCGACUUGAACACUCAUUUGCUGAUUGGUCAUCAAGAUUUUGAACGAACGAAAGCUGCAAUUCUUGAAUCAAGUGCAACUCAAACAAUUUCUCCUGAAAUGAAUUCAAUAGGAUGUGAUCCUCUUAAUAUUUCACAAAAUAAUGAAGAGUCUUCAUCUUCACACAUUCUUUGUUUUAAAUGUAAACAAUUAUUAACAAAAGAAGAAAAAGAAGCUUUUAAAAAUUGUCAAACAACUAAAAUUAUUCGUCCAAAUACUUUAACUAUCGAUGAACAAGAAGAAGAAGGGCCUUCAACUACAAAGAAACAACGUUUACAAAAAACAAAAGAAGCAGAAAAUGAUGAUUCUCCAGGGUUUUCUGAUAUUUCUGAUGAUGCGGCGCCGACUUUAGAAAAACAAGAACAAAUGUUUGACAAACAAAAUGAUGAUCAGCAAGCGAGUCAACAGAAUAAGAAUAAAAACGAAAUUCCCUUUACUAUUGCUGACAUUGCUUCUUCUUCCUUAACAACAUCACCUUUAUUUCUACAAAAAUUAGUUCCAGGUGAUGGUCAAUUAAUUGAUUCUGCUACUUUAUAUUUACAACAAUUGCAACAACAACAAGAACAAUUAAAAGGCGAAAAUGAAAACAAAAAUUUAUUAGAAGAAUCGAUAACUUCUUCAACAAAUGUUGGAAGAAUAUCAACAGAUUUAAAUAAUGAAAGAUCUCAACAACCACAACAACAAACAUUUAAUGAAACUUCUUUUCCUUUUUCUGUUUCAUCAAAUAUAGAUCCUUCUAAUCUUCAACCAGGGAUUUCUGCUACAAUGUUUGGACAACAAAAUCCGUUUGCCAUUUCUCAACUUCAGGCUUUUGUUGCCGCCAAUCAACAACAAUCAUCUGCUUCUCCAAAAUUCCUUAAUCCUUCAUCAUCGGGUUUAUUGUCUUUGGGUACUCCAAUGUCUUCUACUGCUACAAAAUUGGAUGCAAAUGCACAGAUUCAUCAUAAAAUCUACGAACUACAAGAGCAUGCAAAUACUUCUGGUCGAGGUGAACAAUUGGGAAAUGUUCAUAUUUCUGCGGCAUCACGUUCUUCAUCUACCAAACCUUUACAAUCACAAAUAGGUAGCACGGUUUCUCCGAUUCCAUCAAUGAGGCCAAAUUCGGCGAUUGCCAGUGGUGGUGUAAGUCAACAACAGAGAGGAUCUUCCCAAAACGAUCAAUCAAGCAUUUCACAAAAUUCACAACAACAUCAACAAAACUUGCAAAAACCUCAACAAUUAUCACAACAACAACAGCCAACACUCUUAAAUCCAUCUAAUCCUUUCUUUCUCCGUCCCCCUUCCAAUCCUGGUAUGGCCUUUCUGCCUUCAAAUCCAAGUUUUGCCCCGCCUUCUAUAACACCAAGUUCUGCAGCACCCCCAAAUAAUGCUGCUGCUCUUUUUGCGAUUCAGCAACAAAUGGCUAUGGCACAGCAGCAACAACAGGCAAUGAGAAGAAAUUCUAAUAAUAAUAAUGUUCCUCCAAUGCCAACAACGAGUGGGGGAAAUACAUUACUUCAACAACAGCAAAUACAACAACAACAAAUUCCAACAUCAAUGUUUGCUCAACCAUUUGGAGGGCAGAUGCAAGUCCCUCCAGGUUUAUUGGCAGCAGCCGCCUCUGGAAUGGAUUUUAACGUGUUACAACAAUAUGCUGCUUUAAUUAACCAAGCUAGUGGAAGUAGUGGUGGUGCACUUCCACAAUCAAAUAAUAAUUUGCCUCAUAUUCAACAACAAAAUCACAAUCAAAAAUAG
Messenger RNA from Meloidogyne enterolobii, 3026 nucleotides. NCBI's taxonomy places the organism in Eukaryota, Metazoa, Nematoda, Chromadorea, Rhabditida, Meloidogynidae. The record is from the annotation of a GenBank genome assembly.